AUGAGUGGAUCUCUCGCUUCAACCAGAUGUCUUGUCUUGAAUGUAACACCCUCGAAGAUUAUAUAUCCUCCUACUGGAUGUAUCUUCUAUCAACUGGUGUAUCUACAAAUAUAUACACAUCUACAAGGCUGGUAUGAUCUACUUACUUGGAUGCUCAAACAUUCUCCUAAACUACAAGUCUUGAAGCUUGUUGGUGAAUGUAAGGAUAAUGAUGAUGACUUUUAUUCGCUCGGCUGCGAAUGGAAUAAACCAAAGUGCGUCCCUGAAUGUUUGUUGUCACAUUUGAAGAGAUUUGUAUGGAUAAGAUAUGAUUGGAAAAAAGAAAAGGAAGAAGAAGUAGCUACAUACAUCCUUAAAAAUGCAAGAGGCUUGAAAAUUGCAACUCUCACUACAAAUCCUAUUAGACCGGGCCAACUUGAUAAGUUGAAACAGAGAUGUAAGACGCGCAAAAAAUUGGAUGGUGUGCUCAAAGCUUCCGGUACAUGUCACCUUGUGUUCAAAUUUGAUUGA
Eruca vesicaria subsp. sativa (arugula) is the source of this 510-nucleotide messenger RNA. NCBI's taxonomy places the organism in Eukaryota, Viridiplantae, Streptophyta, Magnoliopsida, Brassicales, Brassicaceae. The record is from the annotation of a GenBank genome assembly.